Hydra vulgaris (swiftwater hydra) is the source of this 2415-nucleotide messenger RNA. Its product is annotated as acetyl-coenzyme A synthetase, cytoplasmic. NCBI's taxonomy places the organism in Eukaryota, Metazoa, Cnidaria, Hydrozoa, Anthoathecata, Hydridae. Gene Ontology annotation, molecular function: AMP binding; acetyl-CoA synthetase activity. The record is from RefSeq and is a predicted model, not a curated record.
AAAAAAAAUUGACGUAUGCUGCAAUAUGCUAGUUUAAAUAUUUAUUUUAUAAUGGAAUCAACAUUAGAAAUUCUUUCAAGUAAUAAAAAUCACGCUAUAUUUUCACGAGCUUUAUCAUUUACAGAAGAACUUGGUACUAAUCUUUUAUUUAAAUGCAAUCCAGAUUCUUUUAAAAAUGCACAUGUUACUUCAAUGGAACAAUAUAGUAGCAUGUAUAAAGAGUCUAUAGAAAAUCCUGAAAAAUUUUGGACAAAUAUUGCUGAUGAUUUUUUCUGGAAAUAUAAAUGGACCGGGAAAUUUAUGGAUUACAACUUUGAUUUGUCAAAAGGAAAUGUUUUUGUGAAGUUUAUGGAGGGAGGAAAAACUAAUAUAUGCUAUAAUGUCCUUGAUAGAAUUGUUAAUGAAAAGAAACUAGGAGAUAAAGUUGCAUUUUACUGGGAAGGCAACGAAUUUAGCGAGUCAAAAAAGUAUACGUAUUCAGAUUUACUGAAAGAGGUUUGCAAGUUUGCAAAUGUUUUGAAAGAAAAAGGAAUUAAAAAAGGCGAUCGUGUGGCUAUAUAUAUGCCGAUGAUCAUUGAAUUAGUUGUCGCAAUGUUGGCAUGUGCUAGAAUUGGAGCCAUCCAUUCAAUAGUUUUUGCAGGUUUUUCUGCUGACUCGCUUGCAGAUAGAAUGAUUGAUGGUCAGUGCUCUAUAUUAAUCACAGCAGAUGGUGGUUGUCGAGGAACUAAAGAACUUGACCUAAAAUCAGUUGCUGAUGUUGCUAUUGCAGAAUGUGCAGAAGCUGGACUUGUUGUUUCAUUGUGUAUUGUUGUCAAAAAUAUAAAAACAAAUCUUUUUGAUGAAUGCUCCUCAACAAAGAGAUCCAAGGACGAGACUACAAGUUGGAAUUCUAACAUUGAUGUUUGGUGGCAUGAUGUAAUGGAAAAUGUUAAUGAUGAGUGCGAAUGUGAAUGGAUGGAUGCCGAAGAUCCUUUAUUUAUAUUAUAUACAAGUGGUUCAACAGGCAAACCAAAAGGAGUUGUGCAUACUGUCGGAGGAUAUAUGAUUUACACAGCUACUACAUUUAAGUACACAUUUGAUUACCACAAUGAAGAUAUCUAUUGGUGUACUGCUGAUAUAGGGUGGAUUACAGGACAUUCUUAUAUUGUUUAUGGUCCAAUGGCUAAUGGCGCAACAAGUGUUUUAUUCGAAGGUCUCCCAAUUUAUCCAGAUGCUGGUCGAAUGUGGUCCAUUUGUGAAAAGUAUCGAGUCUCUAAGUUUUAUACUGCGCCAACUGCCAUUCGAUUGUUGAUGAAGUAUGGAAGAGAGUUUGUCAAGAAGUAUGAUCGAUCAAGUUUAACUGUUCUUGGUACUGUUGGAGAACCCAUUAAUCCAGAAGCAUGGUUAUGGUAUUAUAAUGUGGUUGGUGAAGAAAGAUGCUAUAUUGUUGACACAUUUUGGCAAACAGAGACUGGAGGUCAUAUGAUCACAGGAUUGCCCGGAGUAACUCCUAUGAAACCAGGAUCAGCUAGUUUACCGUUUUUUGGUGUGGUGCCAGCUAUUGUUGAUGAAGAAGGGAAAGAAUAUGAAAAAACAAUCGUAGAUCAUGGUUUUUUGGUUUUCAAACAACCCUGGCCUGGUAUGAUGCGCACAUUAUAUAACAAUCAUUCAAGAUAUGAAAGUGCUUAUUUUGAACGCUUUAAAGGUUAUUACUGUGCAGGCGAUGGGUGCAAUCGAGAUGAAGACAGCUACUAUUGGAUUACAGGUCGAAUUGAUGAUCUAAUGAAUGUAUCUGGUCAUUUAUUAAGCACCGCACAAAUUGAAAGUGCGCUGAUUGAACAUUCUUCGGUAGCUGAGGCUGCAGUUGUUGGAUUUACACACAGUAUUAAAGGAACAGGAAUUUAUUGCUUUGUAACCCCUAAAAAUGGAAUUCGUUUUUGUGACGCUCUCGUAUCAGAGUUAAACGAAAAAGUUCGUGCUCGGAUUGGACCAAUUGCUACGCCAGAUUUUAUCCAGUGCGCUCCGGGUUUGCCCAAGACUCGUUCGGGUAAAAUAAUGCGACGUAUAUUACGUAAAAUUGCAGAUGGUGACCGUGACGUUGGAGAUACAACAACUUUAGCGGACCCAAACGUGGUCGAGGAACUUUUUAAGAAUAAACCUAAUUAACGAGCACUUUUUUAUCAGAUAUUUUUUAGGGCAUUUUGAACUUAGAAAUAAAGGUUCUUUUAGAGUAGGAAAAUAUGAAAUGUAUUUUUUUAUUUUUAUUUAUGCUUUCUAUCGUUUUUCACUAUAAGAAUUUUUAACAUUUUUUAAAUUAUUUUUUUGACUUAUCAAUUCAAUGUAAAAUCUGUUUGAAGUUAACUAGGUAACUAGGUUUGUAUGUUUUGUGAAGUUUAGAAUACUUUUUCAUUUUUACAUAAUAAAUAUAUUUAUGAA